Messenger RNA from Carassius auratus (goldfish), 1847 nucleotides. RefSeq lists its product as uncharacterized. The record is from RefSeq and is a predicted model, not a curated record. Bases 193 to 1812 code for a protein of 539 amino acids. The transcript is spliced from 25 exons. Lineage: Eukaryota; Metazoa; Chordata; Actinopteri; Cypriniformes; Cyprinidae. Gene Ontology annotation, molecular function: RNA polymerase II transcription regulatory region sequence-specific DNA binding; cysteine-type peptidase activity; DNA-binding transcription factor activity, RNA polymerase II-specific. Gene Ontology annotation, biological process: anatomical structure development; proteolysis; regulation of cell population proliferation. Gene Ontology annotation, cellular component: nucleus.
AGCAGGUUAGACUUUUAGUUAUUGGAAUAUGUUCUCAGGGCAGCAUUGCAUCUUAUUGGUUCUCUCAGUCAUCCAAUCAGCGACAGCAGGAGGCGGGACAUGGAUUAUUUGAAUUUUUUUUUUCUCAGGACGCGGGAGACAUCACGCUAAGGAGAUCGUUGCAGUUAAGUUUGGAAAACUUGACCAACCCAAAUGAACAUCUUAGAAACACUGAAGUCCCAAGGACGUCAUCGUGAAGAUGUCCUUGGGACAGUUGGGCCAUUUAAAGUCUUUCUGGGCAGUUUGGAGGCCCUUGUAGGCCCAUCUGAACUUCCAGAUGAGGUAAUGGAUGCCCUAUUUUACAUAAUCAGCAGGAGCCAGCCUGGGACAGAGCCCAUAAAUAGCCAGGCUAUGCGCCUGAUUUUGGAAGGCAGCUCCAGGGCCAGGAGCACUUAUUUUCUAAAAAAAAACAUUCUUAAAGGAGCCAGUGCCAUCUUCGGGCCCUACUUGGUGGGAGAGUGCCACUGGACCCUCUUUCAUUGCAACUUGAAAGAGGGAACCAUUACAUACAUUGACUCAUUGGGGGAGCAUCCACAGCGUUGCUCCCAAAUCAUCGAAAAUUGGAGCUUAUUUGCUGCUAGCAGAGGCUGCCAAGGGCCCUGGAAGUUCAUAAACAGGGACCAUGACUUGCAAAAUGACUCUGUGUCAUGUGGAGUGUUCUCAAUAAUGUUUGCAGAAAUGAUCCUCCAGGGACAACAAGGUCACCUCCAAUGCCUCCCCAUCUCCCAAGAGCGGGAGAGACUUGGGAUUUUGUUGUUUAAAUCCCUUGAUAGUUCAGGCAUUUGUACAGUCUGCUACAAGAAGAUGUCAGGGAAGAAAAAGGAGACAUGCUCAUUCUGCUCUACAGAAAAGAGUCCAAAACCAGAGGCAGAAACAGCUGAGAUGGAGACUGCAGAGGCAGUUGAAGUAGCAAAAACGAAGGUGGAGUUUGUUGCAGAUACAUCAGAUGCAUUUGAAGAGGAGGAGACAGCAUCUGAGAAAAUGGGACCCAACAAAUUUGUAGGCACCCAUGUUGAAGAGGCAGAAACAGUUGAGAUGGAGACUGCAGAGGCAGUUGAAGUAGCAAAAACGAAGGUGGAGUUUGUUGCAGAUACAUCAGAUGCAUUUGAAGAGGAGGAGACAGCAUCGGAGAAAAUGGAGGCAGAAACAGCUGAGAUGGAGACUGCAGAGGCAGUUGAAGUAGCAAAAACAAAGGUGGAGGUUGUUGCAGAUACAUCAGGUGCAGAGGAAGAGGAGAAAGAGGAGGCAUCGGAAAAAAAGGAUGGAUUCUAUGUGGAUAGCCUGUUGAAGGUGGCGUCUUCAAAGAAAGCUAAAAGGCACUUUGUUUCAGUAGAGGAGCUGCAGAGGAGAUGCUCUGCACCAGAGAAAUUCUCUGGUCACCUCAUGGUGACUUAUUUGAGGAAGGCAAAGGGGAAAAAAAAGGAGCUUGUGAGGGAAUUGAAAGAGGCAGGGGUGCAUCUGAGUCCGUAUGGCUCAAACACUACAAUGUGCACCAAACUAGUUGAAGAGGAGUGCCAAGGUCUUGCUAAAGACCUAGGAUAUUUGACUAAGGAAAUACCCUUCAAAAUCAUAGGCAAGCAGCUGGCCGAGCGAGGCUGCAGAAGAGAGGAUCAUGACUUGAGUGCUGAACUCGAUAUAAUCGAACAAGUGUUGGGUGACAAAGUGGACAUGUAUUCAAAGGUCACACACACACUUGGACCCCAAGUAUGCCAGGUUGUGUUUCAGAUCAUCAGAGAGUGCCUUGUUGCAAAAGCAAGGGCUCUAGAAAAUUGAAUUUUGACACUAUUUCUGACACAAUUACACUGCAG